AUGAAGGACAACAUGAGUGAGCAGGAGGCAGCGCAGGGGAGGAGCGGGGACGGCGGAGCAGCCGUGCCUCAGCUCGCGGCGCCAGGCAAGUUUGAUUUCACUAAAGUCACCGAGUGGCCAAGAUGGCUGAAGCGGUUCGAGCGCUACAGGAUCGCUUCGGGGCUGGACAAGCAGUCUCAAGAGUUCCAGGUGAACAGCUGCUGGUGA
Molecule: messenger RNA, 207 nt
Organism: Knipowitschia caucasica
Lineage: Eukaryota; Metazoa; Chordata; Actinopteri; Gobiiformes; Gobiidae
Source: the annotation of a GenBank genome assembly